AUGCAAACAGCCAAGGACUCGCCACCCACAGGGGAGAAGACACCUGUCCUUCCCUGUGACGAAGAAUCAUCUUUCGCUUCUGUAGAUGAUGUAUUCUUCUAUUGCGAACAGCAGUCUGUAAAUCAGGAAACUUAUUAUUCAGAGUCAUUGAAGAAAACGCGUUCCAAAGACGAGUAUCCAAAUGCCGAAGGUAAUUCCAAGAAAUCCAGUGUAAAAUCGGAGAAUAAGAAAUGUAAGCAGAAAGAUUCUUCUACAUGCACAAAAGACAAAGACCAGAAUAAAAUCACCGCCAUCGCCGAAAGAGUGGCCGAUUGCCAGAAUUUUCAAUUAAAUCAUACUGGGAAGGUCGCCAAGAAACAUACCUAUCUACCAAAAAAUUUGAAAAACCCUUUUGCUCACAGUCACAAAAAUAUCGUUCACAGAAGUUUAAAAAAUUCAUUCGGUCAAAGUCAGAAAAAGACAGAUAGCCAAAGAGCUAAGUCGACUUUGAUUGAUAUACUUGUGGAGGAUUGUCGACAAUGUGCGAUCGGGGAGAAGUCGGUCGCAUCAUUUUCCAACGUUUCCGGUGAUGUUAGAAAGGAUGCAACUGAUUGUAGAGGUACUCAGCCUGCGGAGAAAAAGUCUCCUGGGUCUCGAUUCAAGUACAAUUGCGUAGAGUCGGCGUUGGACUCGAUUAACACUAAUAAAGACAGCAGGCAACGUUAUUACAAUAAAAUCUCGAUUGUAGAAAAUAUUGCAAAGUUUAAAAGGCCCGAUACAACACACGCCAAGACUACCGAAUUCAAGAAGAAGUUCCCUUGGAAUUGCACGUGUAGUAAAACGAAGAGAAAUGUUGACAAGUGCAAGGAACAGGAGAAGAAAGAUUCUGUCGAGAGCUCCGAUUCCUAUAAUGACGCAAAGCAAUUGAAAAAGAAAAAGCCUGCUUGUAGUCCGUUGAAAAAAUUCGGCCGUUCGUCUCUGUCAGUGGGCGCGGAUAAAGUCGCGAUAAAUUUGCCAAAGUAUUCUCCUUGCGCAAGCAGAUUAGCCGCGAGCUCAAAAAUUUUGUCGUCCGAUCGAGCGGCAGAUCCAGAGAGUCCGCUUCACGUUCCACGCUCGAGGAGUCCGUCUCACGUCGAUGUACAAACCGAGAACAAUCCUUCGAAGCAUUCGGAAAAGACGUCGAUACAAGCGAGUUUAUCUCUGAACAUACAACAGUUUCAAAAGACCCGAUAUACUCUGCGUAGUAGGAGUGUAGGUGACAGCUGCGUAACUUCCCCAACCAGUGAAGCGACUACCGUCAGCUACUCGCCUACUGGCACAGAGAUAUUAUCCCUGGAAGAAGUCGGGCCGCAUACGUCGCGUACAUCGUCGGGUGAAGGCUCAGGUAGUAGUUAUUCGGAAGUCAAGGAAAAAUUGGAUGCCGAAUGCUCCGACAAAGUCAUAAGAGCGACUUUGGAGACCAAGUGUUAAUGAAACGUGGACUCUCGACGACACGCCAAACACGUGUGUUACGCCAUUCUUUCUUCCACGUAUAUACGCAUAUAUACGUAUAUACGUAUUUUACGUACUUUACGUAAAACGAUGACACAGUUCCGUAUGCGCGCGGUGUACCCGUUCGAGCUGUAAUCGUGCUAGUGAGAAACUGUACACAGAGGCAAAUAUAUACGACAUACAUUUAUAAAAUUUAUUAUAUUUCUAGAAAUGCGAGAGUAUACAUACUUGUGCAUAUUGAAUAUUCUUAUCUACAUAUAUACACACUCAACGCGCGCGUGUAUUGCGUACACGCGUGGAUAUUAAGAGCCGUUUUUGCAAAUUAGGCUACAGAACGUUGUUGCGACAGAUGUGUCGAGUAUUAUUAUUUUUAUUAUCCUCCUUAAAGUUAGGAUAUAUCCAAUGGUUCCCGUGUGGUUGUCGAAACAUUUCUUUAACUCGGAAAAUGUGACGAGCGUUGGCUAGCAAGAGUGCAGUGAAGAGAUAUCUCGCUGAAUAUCCGCAUUAUCUUAAUUUAUUUUUUAAAUUAGUAUUGUUACAUUUUUUACUUAGAGCUUUUAAUCCCUUUGCUGUAAAAGGCACAUGUAUAUUUUAAGGAAGUUGCCUCUCGUUUACGGAAAGCGUAUAUAUAUAUAUAUACGUCCUCGUAAGGUGUGUAUGCGCGUGCCUAUGUGUAAUACAUACGCACACGUGUAAAAUUCAGAAUCGAAUUAGACCGGACGAGGGAGAAUAAUAUACCCCGAAAUUUUUUCAAGUCUUUUUUUCGGGCAGAUCUGGUUCAGCGAGAAAAUACGAAUCUUUUCAAAUUGCAUGCUUUUGCAAGUGAUUGGUAUUCUCGAUGCCAAUUAUGAUGAACGAUAGGUGUAACAGUAAUGAGGGCAUUUGUUCUUAUAUCCAUGGUGAAGACAUGCGAGAGGAGAAUUGGAGAUCUUCCAAGCUGAUAAAGAUUUUAGCACGCGGUGGUCACGGCAUAGUUUGAAAUGAUCAAGUUGAGAUAACGUUGAGCACGCAGUGCGUCCCGCAAGAAUGUCUUUGUCGAAAGCUGAUUAGAACAAAAAUCUUGUCAACAACAAUAAGAAAUGCAAAUAGCUAGGGACAAUAUUACUGCCAAACUUGACUAUGAAUUAAUUAAUUUCUAAGAAAGUGAGAUAAUGCAUGUGAAGGACCUCGUCUACAUAGAUACGUUUCUCGUUAGUAUUUUUAUAUCUCGGUGAUGUAAAUACAAUACAGUAAACGAUUUUUUCUUUAUCGAUGUAUGCGACAGUGUAAGGCGGUUGCGUGGAAUGCCAAUUGCGUAGAUAAUCGUGAGAUACACUCCUUUGCGUAAGGCAAUUUUGCUACUUUUUAAGGCAUUCUAUAAAUUGUUGAUACUUUUUACCUGUCAAAAUUGUUUAUUGGAUAUCGCGAUGUCAAUGUUCGCGAAGUGAAAAAAAGUUCUAAGACGAUCGAUUUUACCCUCUAAGAUAGCAAGUGAUACAUCGUAAGUGUAAGUCGGUUUUUACCGUUCAGGCUACUUGUGCCACAAUGUCCUCGUAACUUGUUGGAAAUGUUAUAAAUGGAAAAAUAACAAAAUGCGACAGACGUACGAAGAAGAGAAGAGAAUGCAAUUUGUUACGUAGAAGCAAGAUUUUGCUACGCUUCGCACGGCAUUCUUUUUUUUUUUUUUUACAAAAAAGCUUUGUUCAAUCUACACGGUGAUUCAAAUAUCUGUAACAGAUCUGAUGAUGAAGACAUUCAAGCAAGAAUAGAUUAGUGGAGUAAUUUCUCAAAUAUUUCAUUAUAUAUCAAAUGAUACAUGCUAGGUGUUAAAUCUACAAAAGAUAUUUCAGAGAUAGUUUCUUUGGUGAAUUUAGUUCUUUUUGAUUUUGGAAAAUUGAAAAAACAAAGAAUCUUGAUACUCUAAGUAAAAUUAGUCAUAUGCUGCAAUAUAUAUAAGAAAUAAGAAUGUCGUAUAAUACAACACAUCAUAAAAUUGAGCGAAACAUACACGCUGUGAUACUAAGAUUUCACUUGCUGAAAUACUAAAAAUCUUGGCAAGUGAGGCUCAAAUUAAAUCUUUAUUAAUCUUUUGUCAAGUCCACACAAAUUUGAUUAUACUUUUGUUACAAUGGGCCUAUAUCAACUUAUUAAACACAUUUGUUAAGUUAAAAAUUUAUAAAGGAAUAAUUUUAUAUUACUUUUAUAAUUAAUGCCAUUUUAAGCAUAAGAUUAUUACUUUUUAUAUUUUGCUAUUCACUACGCAAUAAGUUAUGAUAUUUUAUAAUACUUAAUAUUUAGGGAUCUAAAUGGUGCUAGGAAAUCUCUUUGUAUUUGUUGAGUUUAAACUCUAAUCGAUUUGUAAUCGCUUAUAAUUCGGCUUAAUAUUUCAACAUUUAUGGAUUUGGUUAUUUAAGUUUGAUAAACUUAAUCUCUCUAUACUUCUCGAAAAUAAUGGUACUAUUUAUUGUUAAAUUAUCAAUAUUGAGCAGCCUAUUUGCAUAUAUAAAAUGAUUAAAGUAUCUUCUGAAAUUGAUAGAAAUUAAUAUCGACACUUCACACGCACUUUGUUGCAAUGAAAUUGAUAGAAAUUAAUAUGAUAUUUUACCCGCACUUUGUUGCAAUGCAUUCAUCAAAUUCUUCCUUGAAUGUCUCCAGAUUUCGUUUUCAUGGGCGAUGAUAUUGUAUUUGUAUCGCAUAUUUAGCGUUAGAUGUUGAAUGCUAAAUCCAAUUUAUUUAAUACGCAAAAUCUAUUUAACAUUGUGUGGCGGACUGACAAUUAUAUUAUCACAUUCGAUGUGUGAUAACAUAAUGUUGAAUGAGGUGCCAAUAAGUCAAUGCUUACUUUAAAACCACCAUUCUGUUUGUGUUAUCCAAAUCUCCUUCGUUUUGCAAGGAACAUAUAUACAUAUAUUAACAGGGCCGGCUGUAGAAAUGGGUAAAGCAAGUAUCUGUAAGGUCUUGCGAUAAAUUUCAAAAUUUUAAAAGCAGACGUAAAAAGCGAGCAUAUAUUUCUUGUGAAAUUUAGAUAUCGAUAAGUCAUUGUGACUUAUUGUGGACUCUUCGCGAAUUCAGUUGCAGCGGUCAGAAUAAAUAACGUCGAAUAUAUAGAUUAUUAAAAUGAAUAAACGUUCGAUUAAUUUUUCACUAUUCAGUGUGAAAUAGAUUCUGCCUUAAGAAAAUUAUAAUUUGAGAUUUGACUACUGAACAUAUUGAACAUAAGUAGAAAUAAGAAAUAUUUUUGCUAAAAACAUUGCUCUCUAGAUUUCAUAAGAAAUAAUGACGUGUCCACGUUUUUUCCGAAUACAGGACAUUUUAUAGUCUGGCGACAAACUUUCAAUGCAGCAUUUCGAUUAAGAAUGUGUUCUGGUAAAUCUUUACCAAUAUCUACAGACAUUAGUGCAAUGUAUAGAUAUCGAUAAAAAGCUACAAAAAUAUUAUUAAGAAAAAUAUGAACGGAGGUAAUGGGAGCAGAUAAAAAUGACACAAAAUUGUUCGAUGCGGCAGAAAACUUAGAGCCGGUCUUGUGUAUCCUAGUUCCUGUUGUCACAUAGCAAUUAUUCAAAAUGUACUCCAUGCGUCGUGAUACUCUAUUGUGCAUCCGUUUUUAUUUCUUUUACUCCCAACCAUCAGAUUUCUAUAACUGUCACUAUUUCGAUCGCUAUUUUUAUUCGCGAUCUCAAUAUCGGUGAUUAAUUUAAAAGGCUAAUUGUAAGAGAUAGAAUUCGCAAUAAGGGACGAAUUACGUUGUUGUUCAUCAGAGAGAUUUGUGUGUUUUUUUCUCUUAAUUUUUAGUGUAAAGUACAUCUCUCCCUCUCUCUUCUUUUCCUCUGUCCCUUUCUCUCUUACUUUUGCUCGCGUUUCUUCGCUGUCCCUCUCCUCCACGCGCUCGCAAGUGAUCGACCGGUUUUGAACAGUACUAUCGUCUUUCAUGAUCGCGUCGUCCGGAAAGAAACUGGUACUCUCGAUACUUGAGGCGAGUACCGCGGAUUCAACCGCGAUGCGUUGAUAUUCGUAACUCUGUACAUAAUAGCGUGUAAACUAAAUAAUAAGAAAACAAAGCAACGUUACGUAUUCGAUGUUCUCUUCGGUCGUGUCUAAUGUACUUACAAAGGGGAGAAUCCGUUUAAGGGCAGAACAAAACGCGUUUUGAUAGCGAAGAUUAUAGCUGUGAUGUGAUUGUUGAAGGUAAAAGUAAGAGGGAGACAUUGUGUGUGAGAAAGAGAGAGAGAGAGAGAGAGAGAGAAGCUAUAUAGAUGAAUGCGAGAAACUUUACUGUAAACGCGUACGUUUGAGAGGAAACGGAAGAAAGGGACGGAAAGCUUGUCCUCGAACAAAUAUCGGAAUCGUCGUUUAUUUAGCGCAUAAGAACAUAAUUAGGGAGAUAAUGACAUUUGUUUCUUUACAUAAGAACGCGUAGAAAGCGUAGAAACACCGCUAGAUACAUAUACCCGAAUAAAAAGGGUCAUUUUAGAGUUUUAUACUUCCAUCGCACUUGACUUGGGCGUACUAUCAUCGCGCAGUACUUUACUAAUUCUGUGGAAAACGUUAACACAAUGUAUAAUUAUGAUGUAAAUUACAUGUUUAAGCACAUAUUAUCAA
This is a messenger RNA of Vollenhovia emeryi, 6048 nucleotides long. RefSeq lists its product as uncharacterized. Lineage: Eukaryota; Metazoa; Arthropoda; Insecta; Hymenoptera; Formicidae. The record is from RefSeq and is a predicted model, not a curated record. Bases 1 to 1449 code for a protein of 482 amino acids. The transcript has 2 exons.